This is a messenger RNA of Acanthoscelides obtectus, 272 nucleotides long. The record is from the annotation of a GenBank genome assembly. Lineage: Eukaryota; Metazoa; Arthropoda; Insecta; Coleoptera; Chrysomelidae.
GCGUGGCUGUAGACAUUAGACAGACAGUGGCCGUUUAUUAAUUUCUUUAGUUGUUUUGUGGAUUUUUGUGGAUAAACAUCCUGAAAAACUGAUACAAUCAGCCUAAACGUGAGUGUGUGUGUGUUUUGGACAUUCUGGCGACGUAGGAGGCAAGGUUUGGGAUGCUUGAGGCUGGAGCCGUUAUGAUCUGCACAUUUGUUUUUGGGUGUACUGGUGUAGGGUGUAGUAUUUUCUACUGUGACUUUGAUAUUUUCUUGAAUUUACAUAAAUAG